AAAGAAAAAGUAUUCGGAGCGGAAAUCCGCUUUGUAUUGUGGUUAGCUUGACAAGAGCUGCUGCGAGUAAAAGCAUCUUACUGCUGCAUCGACCUUGGCCGGCUCAGGAUGGCAGGGAAGGCCUGGAGGUCAGCGGUGUCAUGGGUGGUUGGAGCUUUGAAGAAAGAGCCUCCACAACCCAGGAUAUUCACCCGUGGGAUUCAAACGGUUACUUUAAUCCCUGGGGAUGGAAUUGGUCCGGAGAUCUCCGAUGCUGUUAUGAAGAUAUUUGAAGCAGCUAAAGCACCUAUUCAGUGGGAAGAGAGAAAUGUUACAGCCAUUCAAGGACCAGGUGGCAAGUGGAUGAUCCCUCCUGAUGCUAAAGAAUCAAUGGACCGGAACAAAAUUGGCCUGAAAGGUCCACUGAAGACGCCAAUAGCUGCUGGCCAUCCAUCUAUGAACCUGUUGCUGAGGAAAACCUUUGACCUCUAUGCCAAUGUGCGCCCCUGUGUGUCCAUUGAAGGCUACAAGACCCCCUACACUGAUGUGAACCUGGUUACUAUCAGGGAGAACACUGAAGGAGAAUACAGUGGGAUUGAACAUGUGAUUGUUGAUGGGGUUGUACAGAGUAUUAAGCUCAUUACAGAGCAAGCCAGCCAGCGCAUCGCAGAGUAUGCUUUUGAAUAUGCCAGAAAUAAUCAGAGGGCCAGUGUUACCGCUGUUCAUAAGGCCAAUAUUAUGCGAAUGUCAGAUGGGCUUUUCCUACGAAAAUGCAGAGAGGCUGCUGAAAAGCACAAGGAUGUUAAAUUCACUGAGAUGUACUUGGAUACUGUGUGCCUUAAUAUGGUACAGGAUCCCACACAGUUUGAUGUAUUAGUGAUGCCAAAUUUGUAUGGAGACAUCUUGAGCGAUCUUUGUGCUGGACUAAUUGGAGGUCUUGGAGUAACUCCUAGUGGGAACAUUGGCGCCAAUGGUGUUGCCAUAUUUGAGUCGGUUCAUGGAACCGCACCAGAUAUAGCAGGAAAGGACAUGGCCAACCCUACCGCCUUGCUGCUCAGUGCGGUCAUGAUGCUGCGGCACAUGGGCUUGCACAGCCACGGUAACAACAUUGAAACUGCCUGCUUUGACACCAUUCGAGACAAAAAGGUUCUAACAAAAGACCUGGGAGGAAACUCCAAGUGCUCAGAAUUCACUGAAGCAAUAUGUCAAAGAGUGCGGGAUAUGAACUAAAUGGAUGCUGGUGGGGCCAUGAGUUAAAUGUUAGGGUAUGGGCUUUAUUUCAUCGUAUCAUGUUGUAUCUGCACAUUUUAAACCAGAAUAUGUAUUUAAAAAAGUCUCAGGAGCUUGAGAUCCUGAAUGAUUUAUUUUUCUCUUUGCACACUCAAAAGCACGGUCUUUAAAACUCUCGACCAACAGUUAAUGUAUAUGUGAUAUGCAAUUUAUUCCUAACCUGUUUAAUCUGUGGUGGAUAUUGUCUAUUUAUUGGCUGAAUUUGGGCUCUUGUCGAAUGUAUUUGACACUGUUAUUUUAACAUUUGUUUUGAAAACACAAUCUGUCACUAUGAUCACUUGAAAAACACUUAAAAUGUUUGUCACCAAGUCAAACUCUUCAAUUACUGUAUGUUUGUGGAUAUAUUUCACAUUUAUGUGGGUCAAAUAUAGAUUGGGGCUAAACAGACUACAAUAUAAUAAGUCUUAUGUCUUUUUUUCAUGUUAUAUUGUUUUUCCUGCUACAGAUGUAAUGUAUAAAGAAAAAAUAAUAUUACAAUGACACCAAAAA
Molecule: messenger RNA, 1758 nt
Organism: Dicentrarchus labrax (European seabass)
Lineage: Eukaryota; Metazoa; Chordata; Actinopteri; Moronidae
Gene: idh3a
Product: isocitrate dehydrogenase (NAD(+)) 3 catalytic subunit alpha
Exons: 11
Coding region: 109-1209 (366 amino acids)
Biological process (GO): tricarboxylic acid cycle; isocitrate metabolic process
Cellular component (GO): mitochondrion
Molecular function (GO): isocitrate dehydrogenase (NAD+) activity; magnesium ion binding; NAD binding
Source: RefSeq, a predicted model, not a curated record